AUGUUAAAACCAUUUCUGUAUAAAUAUGCUUUGAUAUGUAUUUUAGCAGAAGACAUAGUUCUUUAUAUAAUUUUGAACACCACUCGUCAUCAACAUAAGAGAAAUGAAGCUUUUCUGUCCUAUUCUCAGUCUUUGAUAAUUAUUUUCCAAGCUUCAAAGUUAAAUGACUCGUUUUGUCCUUUACAACAAGAAAGAAAACUUUUUGAAUAUCCUGAGGAAAUUCUUACAACUUAUAGCGGAAAAAAAACUUUCCCUUAA
Messenger RNA from Clunio marinus, 258 nucleotides. Lineage: Eukaryota; Metazoa; Arthropoda; Insecta; Diptera; Chironomidae. The record is from the annotation of a GenBank genome assembly.